GCGAGGAAGCGUGCAGGAGGGGCUGAGGGUGCAGAAGUGCCUCGUGUCGUCCAGACCGGAGCCGGUCCAGCACGAGAGCUGUGGGGGCAGGACGCGACGCAGGCCAUGCAGCCCCCUUGCGAGGCCGAGCUGCCCUCCACGACCCCACAGCUGGCAGCGCGGGAUGAGCUCCCCACCCCAGAGCCCUGGCGCCAGCUCUUCCGUGGCCUGCGCUACCGGGAAGCCGAGGGCCCAGGGAAGAUUUGCAGCCGCCUGCGGGAGCUGUGCCGGCGCUGGCUGGAGCCCCAGCACCGCAGCAAGGAGCAGAUGCUGGAGCUGGUGGUGCUGGAGGAGUUCCUGGCCAUCCUGCCCCCGGAGAUGCGGAGCUGGGUGUGCGGGUGCCGCGUGGAGACGUGUGCCCAGGCCGUGGCCCUGGCCGAGGGGUUUCAGCUGGGGCAGGCGGAGGACGAGAAGCUCCAGGUCACCGUGCAUGUGAAGGUCGAGGAGGGGUCCUCAGACCAGAUGCAGCCCCCGGGGGCCCUGCCGGAGCCUGGUGAUUCCUGGGGACAGCAGCCAAAGACUCAUCAUGGACACGGGUCUGUGGGGGACACAGAAGAGAGAGAAACCCCAGGGCCUUGGGACGAGCUGCCUCAUGUCCCUGAAGCGGAGCCACUAUCUGAGCAGGAGUCAGGCGCCGGGACCCUGUGCAGAGCGAAUCAGCAGCCUCCAGAGGAAGGGCCUGUGAACCUGGAGCGGCAGAGACCCUCCCCAGGGACACGGGGACAGAGCGGCUCCCUGAUGCCUGGGCCCGGCCAGCUGCAGGAGGGGCAGGGCAGGCCGGCGACGCAGGGGCAGAGCAUGGAGCUCCGGGAGGUGUUUGAGGACGUGGCAGUGUAUUUCACACGGGAGGAGUGGGAGCUGCUGGAAGAGGAGGACAAGGGGCUUUACCGGGACCAGAUGCUGAGGAACUACCAAGCCCUCGUUUCCCUGGCACUAACAGCAAUGGCUUCAGCAUCCGAGUCAUCUGUUGAUACACUUUGGCUUCAUCCUGCCCAGCAAUUGUCUGCCCGUUCGCUCUGUGAUUCAGUUGUGCAUGCAGGAUAUCGAGGUCCCACACCUGACUUAAUCUGCUGCAUCCAGCGAGGACAGGUGGAGCUCUGGGUCCGUGAUGAUGAGGACCAUGGGGCAAUCUCGAGGUCGGAGGACGUGCGGCCAGGUGGUGCCUGGCUGCUGAGUAUAACUGAGGAGCAGGCUCCUGAGGAAGGACCUGGAAACCUGGAGCCACCAUGGGCUUCCCCAAAGAGUUUAGGUGAGAUGGACUCCCUAAGCCCUAGUAAGGAUCAAUGGCACAAGGGUCAGGGAAGGCCCCAAAAGCAGAAGGAAAAUGAAAUAGUGAACGCGGUACCAUCUCCAGUUGGGCAUGAGAGUGAAGAAGAAGCCAGAAAGAGCCCAGGGUGCAAGGAAGAAUUUGUGGUACUGAGAGACCUUAAGAGGCAAAAAGCAAAGGUGCACUGGAGAGAGAGACUGCAUGAAAACCAAAGCAGCUGCGGUGGCUGCAAAGGGAAGCAGGGUCUCGCUGCCAAGCUCAGGGGGAAAGCCCACCCCUGCCCUCAGUGCAGGAAAAGUUUUAGCUGCCCCUCGCGCCUGGCUCUGCACAAGAUAAGACAUGCUAGGAAGAAGCCCCAUGUAUGUGCCACGUGUGGGAAGAGCUUCACCUACCUCUCGACCCUGGCUGCUCACCACCAGGUCCAUUCUGGACAGCUCCCCCACCGCUUCACCAAAACAGGGAAGAGCUUUGUGCGCUGCUUGGAGCUGCUCAAAACCCAGGAUGUGCACAGGAAGAAGUGUCAGUACCGCUGCAUCACAUGUGGUAAGACCUUCACCCAUUUCUUCUCCCUGGUUCAGCACCGUCGCAUGCACUUGGGGAGGAAGACGCACCGCUGCACUGAGUGCAGGAAGAACUUCAUCAGCUGGCAAAAGUUGUCCCAGCACCGGUGUGUGCAGAGGAGGCAGCAACAACACUGCUGCACAAAGUGUGGGAAGAGCUUCAGGCAGCCCUCCAGCCUGGCCAGGCACAGGUGCAUGCACACACGGGAGAAGCGUCAUCCUUGCUCUGUGUGUGGGAAGAGCUUCAUCUCCCCUUCCAAGCUGGCCCAACACCAGGUUAUCCAUGCAGAGGAGAAGCCGCAUCAGUGGUCUGAGUGUGGCAAGAGCUUCACCUCCUUGAACCUGGUCAAAGGUCAGCGCAUCCACACAGGGGGGAAACCACGUCAGUGCUCUGAGUGUGGGAAGAGCUUCACAUGCUCCUCCCACCUGGCCCGGCACCAGCGCACCCAUAGAGGAGAGAAGCCACAUCUGUGCGCUGUCUGUGGGAAAAGUUUUUUACGUUCCUCUCACCUGGCCCAGCACCGACGCAUCCACACCGGGGAGAAGCCACAUCAGUGCUCUGAGUGUGGGAAGAGCUUCACCCAGUCCUCCCACUUGGCUGACCACCAGCACACCCACAAAGGAGAGAAGCCACAUCAGUGCUCUGUGUGUGGGAAGAGCUUUGUACGCUCCUGCCACCUGGUCCGGCACCAGCGCAUCCACACAGGGGAGAAGCCAUAUCAGUGCUUUGAGUGUGGGAAGAGCUUUACCUUUGCCUCCAACCUGAGCCAGCACCAACUGAUCCACCACACAGGGGAGAGGCCACAUCAAUGCUCUCUCUGUGGGAAGAGCUUUCUACGCUCCUUCUACCUGGCUGAGCACCAGCGCAUCCACACAGGGGAAAAGCCACAUCGGUGCUCUCAGUGCGGGAAGAGCUUCGCCUACUCCUCCAGCCUGGCCCGGCACCGACAUAUCCACACAGGGGAGAAGCCACAUCUUUGCUCUCAGUGUGGGAAGAGCUUCACCUACUCCUCUGACCUGGCCCGGCACCAGGUUACCCACACACGGGAGAAGUCGCAUCAGUGCUCUGAGUGUGGGAAGAGCUUCAUCUUGCCCUCCAGCCUGGCUGAGCACCAGUGUAUCCACAAAAGGGCAAAGCCACAUCGGUGCUCUGAAUGUGGGAUGAGCUUCACCUACUUCUCCUACCUGGCCCAGCACCAGAUCUUCCACAUGGGUUAGAAAACACAUUAGUUCUCCAAGUGUGGGAAGAGCCUCACCUGUUCCUCCAACCUGGCCCGGUAUCAGUGCAUCCACAUCCAGAAGCAUCCAUCAUUUUGCCAGCAGUGCAGGAAGGCCUUGGGGAUUCCUACCUGCUCAGCACCCACCAGAGGUUGCAUUCAGGCAAGUACCCUCAUGCUGGUGGACUGAAGAAAGUCUUUGUCCCUUGUGGGGUGCUGCAGAUGCCCAGCUCCCAGAGGCUGGACCCCAAAGUUUGAUUGUGGGGAGGGGCUAAGAGGAAACACCACAAGCAAAAUCAGCCUUGAUGCUGGGGGAAGACGAGGAAGAGGAUUUUUGCAUCCACCUUGGAACCUGUGCAUUCCCCCCCCAUCAUUGUCUAAAAGCGGUCAGUGCUCCCAAAGAAGUGCCUGCGUGAUAGGGUGCUCUCCCCAAGACAACUGACUUCAAAUGACACCCAGGGACUUUCCUUGGCUGCCUCCCAGCUUUGCCCUCCCUCCUGGUCCCAGGGUUCUGGUAUAUGACACUCAUGAAUUACAGGAAGGAGGAUAUUUAUGGCUAGGGAAGCAUUCCUUGCCCUCCACCCUGAUCUCACCACCCCAUCACCCCUCUCCCAAACCCACCCAUGCCCAGUGGGGUCUGCAAGGAGCCGCUACUACCACAGCCUGGGUGCGUCUACAUGUUGCCGUAUGGUGAAGCUGCUAUGGCACUCGGUUUUAGUACUUUCUUUUGGAAGUGCUAAAACACGGCGCAGUGCGGGCUGUUGCUGUGCCACGUGGGUGGCGCAUGCUUAGGUUUUGCAGCUACGUCCCCACAGCAGCAUGCUGUAGCUGGGGAGCACGCAGCUACGGUGAUGUAGCUGGCAAUCAAUCACAUGUAGACAUGCAUGUAGACACAUGCGCGCUGUAUGGCAAUGUAGCGUGUCACUAUGUCAAUGCAGGGUCAUGUGUAGAUGUACCGCAUGAGACUUUUUAGCCUGUUUUGCUUUUCAACCUCUCCAGAACCGUGCACCAUGGGGUGUCACAGCCAUUUGGCUCCACGAUGGCCCUGGGGACAUACGUAAUGCCGCACAGCUUCCCCGGGGACCCCUGCAACCCUCAGGGAGCCUGCCCUUCCCAGGGAGAGUGCAACCCCACCACUGCUACCGCCAGGGAAGGAGGAGAGCAGGAAGGGAUACUUUCCACCUCCCAGAGAGCCGCUAAGCCAUUCUCCCACAUGCAGAAGCCGGGGAGCACAUUCAGAGGCAGCUGGGCUGGAAGCUGGGGCCUCCCAUUGAGAUAGGCGCCUGGGGCUGCCCCCAGCCCAGGCAGCAAGCAGGGGUCAGGCAUGAGCCAGGGACCCAACCCCACAUGCUGAGGGGCAGGGGUCAGAAACAGCAGCCCACCAAGCACAGUCUUUGCACCAAAGACAGAUGCUCUGGGACCGGAGCAGGACACGAGACCUCUGAGCAGGCCCUGGCCAUGAGCAGAGGCAGCAGUGGGGAGCAAGGUCUUUGCCAGAGGGGCUGGAACAGGGCAGGGGGAGGCUGCUCAAGGGGCUGGUGUUGCUGCCACCCACUGCCCAUGGGGAAGUGAAUGCCCCACAUGUUGCCAUUGCUGGUGGCCUUGGCCUCACUUUUUGGGGCCUGAGAGCUGUGGCCUUUCACUCUCUUGCCACCUCCCCUGGAUGGAGAAAGCAGGAGGGUGCCAGGGCUGAGGGGCUCAGGAGACUGGAGAGCAACAGGAGUGGUGCAGUGGCUAGGGGAAGCCCUCCCCUCCUUCUCCCCAUUGAUGGGGCUUGUCUCUUUGGAGGUACGUCCCUGCUGCUUCUGCUCUGUGCUCUCCUUGAGUCCUUCAUGACCCCCUCUGUCCUCUGGACAUCGUCUCUAUGGGUGUCCUUGCCCCUGCCACAUGGCCAGUGUGAGCAGUGUCUGGUUGUCCACACUUCACUGUAGUCUCAGUCACAAGCUCAAAUAUGUCUGUGCUCAGAGGGGAAUCCCAGCAGGACUCGAUCCUAGAGCUCAGGGGGCAGGACAGCUCAGGGGUGGGAACAGCUGGUGCUGUGUUACCAUUGAACCAUCCUGCUCAAGACAUCAGACGGCCUCUUGGCAGUAAAUGCUAAUGACCCAUACCUGGUGUGCAGAAUUUUGCAAAUGCCUUUUCAGUUUGUGAAUUUCCUCUAAAAAUCUUCUAACAGACAUGUGAAUGGGGAAAGCUCCUGGUAAAAAACAGUUUCAAGUUUCCAAAAAAAGUGGGGGGUCAUUGGUUUCAAAGCAAUAAUUCUGACACCAGCAACACAACGUUGCAGUGAAAAACUAAAUUGCAAAAAACAAACCACCCAUGUGAAAAUAUGACACUAAAUCUUUUGCUUUGGUUCCAUAUUUUGGAAACUAUUACAGCUUUUAGCAUAA
This is a messenger RNA of Alligator mississippiensis (American alligator), 5470 nucleotides long. RefSeq names its product zinc finger protein 420-like. Bases 106 to 3084 code for a protein of 992 amino acids. The transcript is spliced from 7 exons. Gene Ontology annotation, biological process: regulation of DNA-templated transcription. The record is from RefSeq and is a predicted model, not a curated record. Lineage: Eukaryota; Metazoa; Chordata; Crocodylia; Alligatoridae.